Molecule: messenger RNA, 968 nt
Organism: Lotus japonicus
Lineage: Eukaryota; Viridiplantae; Streptophyta; Magnoliopsida; Fabales; Fabaceae
Product: prefoldin subunit 5
Exons: 4
Coding region: 86-556 (156 amino acids)
Biological process (GO): regulation of DNA-templated transcription; protein folding
Cellular component (GO): cytoplasm; prefoldin complex
Source: RefSeq, a predicted model, not a curated record
GGUAUCGCUGUUACGACUUACGAAUUACACGAUCGAUCAAAUACAAGAGAAGGAGUUGGAGUUGAAGGGUUUUGCGUUCUAAAACAUGGCUUCGUCGACGGUAAAGAGCGGCGGCGCCGGUGGCGGCGUCGGUUUGGAGAGGAUGAGCGUGGAACAGUUGAAGGCGGUGAAGGAACAAGCGGAUCUGGAGGUUAACCUUCUCCAAGACAGUCUCUCCAACAUUCGCACCGCCACCACUCGUCUCGAGAUCGCUUCUUCCGCUCUCAACGACCUCGCUCUCCGCCCUCGCGCCUCCAAAAUGCUCGUCCCUCUCACUGCCUCUCUCUACGUUCCCGGCACUCUCGACGAUUCUCAGCACCUCCUCGUCGAUGUUGGAACCGGCUACUUCAUCGAGAAAACGAUGGAUGAAGGAAAAGAUUACUGUGAGCGUAAAAUCAAUUUGCUCAAAUCAAACUUCGAUCAACUCGUUGAGGUUGCAUCGAAAAAGAAAAAUGUGGCGGAUGAAGUUGGGAUGCUUUUACAAGCAAAACUGAAGCAGUUAGCAUCUUCAUCCUAAGAUUAGCUGAUUAUUGUUUUAACAUGGAGGGAAAAGAAAGAUGUGCACCCCCUUCUCUUCCCUUUGGACUGCUGUAAUAAUCUGGAACAAGCAAAUGAAGGGAGGUGCGUGAGAGUGCUUGGCUGGUGUUGUACUUGAGCAUGAGGGCUACUGCAAUGUUCUGGAACAAAUUAAUGAAGGAGAUUACUUGACAGACCUUGAUUGGUAUUGUGCUCGAGCUUGUGAAUUCUAUUGUUUAUCGAGACCUAGAGUAAACUUUAAGAUGAGAUUUUCUUUAAUUGAAUUACAUAAUUAUUGAAAUUAUAUUUAAAUUUUAUCGAGUUUUUCAGAAUAAAAAAUUACGAAAUUAUAAUCAGUGUUGUGUAGAUAAUAAAAACAAGUCAUUCAACGAAACAUCAAUGAUUUUUGGUAA